Molecule: messenger RNA, 924 nt
Organism: Phragmites australis (common reed)
Lineage: Eukaryota; Viridiplantae; Streptophyta; Magnoliopsida; Poales; Poaceae
Product: protein G1-like
Exons: 3
Coding region: 1-924 (307 amino acids)
Biological process (GO): response to light stimulus; mRNA transcription
Cellular component (GO): nucleus
Source: RefSeq, a predicted model, not a curated record
AUGGAGCGACCAGUGGAGUGCGCGGAGCAGGCGCGGCCAAACGGCGGUCGCGGUGGCAGGAGUGACAGCCCAACUGACUCUUUCGAGCCAGCUCGUUUAUUUUUUUGGCUUGGGAAUCUUUUUCAGUGCCGGUUGGAGCCGGCCAGCAGUAGCAGUAGUCCGAUGUUGACGAGCGGCUCGCCGGCGCGGCGGCCGAGCCGGUACGAGUCCCAGAAGCGGCGGGACUGGCAGACCUUCACGCGGUACCUGGCCGCGCACCGCCCGCCGCUGCAGCUCCGCCGGUGCAGCGGCGCGCACGUGCUCGAGUUCCUGCGCUACCUCGACCGUUUCGGCAAGACCCGCGUGCACGCGCCGCCGUGCCCGGCCUACGGCGGCCGGGCGGCACCGCCAACGGGACCGGGCCACGCGGCGUGCCAGUGCCCGCUGCGCCAGGCGUGGGGCAGCCUCGACGCGCUCGUCGGUCGGCUCCGCGCGGCCUACGACGAGGGCCACGGCCGCGGCGGAUGCGGGGGCCAAACGACGACGCAGCCCGAGGCCAGAGCCACCAGCACCAACCCGUUCGCCGAGCGCGCGGUCAGGCUGUACCUGCGCGACGUCCGCGACGCGCAGGCCAGGGCGCGCGGCAUCUCCUAUCACAGGAAGAAGAAGAAGCGGACCAGGCAGGGCAACAAGGUCGCCUCCUCCGCCUCCAAGAACGGCGGCGCGGACGCGGCCUGCAACGCCGGCGGAUGCGCGCCCACGCACGGGAACGACACGGUGUUCAUGGCUACUGCGGCGCCGCAUCCGCCCCCGCCACCGUAUCUCACCGGUGUGCCGUUCGAGUGCUGCGACUAUGGCAGCGUCCUUGGAGGAGCUAGUACGAAUGGCGCAGGUGGCUGCUAUGACAGCUUCUACUUGCCAUUGCUGUUCAACACAUUUGGCUAG